CUGAGCUGCCAUUUUUGGUCCCCCUGCUCCAGGAAAGACUACUGAUGCUAAGCAGCUGUGUGACCUAUUCAAACUACAUCAUACACUAAUCAAGAAUGUCAUUGAUGAGGAGCUUGAGAACUUGAAAACCAAAGACAAUAGGACCAAUGAGGGAGACAUGGAGGAAGACACUGAUAACUCAGCUCAAGAGGCCCAGGACCAGCUAGAUCAGAUCAAAGAAAGCCAAGAGAAUAACAAUGGGAGCAUCGAUGAUCACUUCAUCAUUCGAUUCCUCCGUGACCGGCUCAAGCUGCCAUGCCUUGUCACAAUCAAGGCUUCAUCUUGGAUGGUUUCCCAAAAUGCUGAGGCCAGGGAUUUGUUUAUAAGUGAAGAAGAAGGUGGUGAAGGAGGAGCCAGAAACUACAACAAACGGAUCAUGCCUAAGUUUGUGAUUUGCCUUGAGGCCACAGAUGAUUUUCUAAAGAACCGAGUCAUGACCCUGCCUGAGUCUGUUGUUAAUGCCACCCACAACACAGAAAAAGAACUCAUCAGGCGUCUCUUGGAGUACAGGACUCAGAACUCAGAUGAUGAAACUGUGCUGAACUAUUUUGAUGAGCUGGAAUUUCAUCCAGAGAAAAAUUGACUUUAAUUUUGAUACUUCAGAAAUGAUGAAAGACACGGUAGAAAAAAAUUAGAAAAAAAUUUUGGCAGUCCCAGAAACUAUGGGCCUACACCUGAAGAGUUAGAGGAAAUGAAAAGAAUAGAAGAAGAGCAAAGAGAGAAAAGAGAAACGGAAGAGAUAGAAGAAAAAAGCUAGAAGAGAAGCUGAAGAACUUUAGGAAAGGCGAAGAAGACAAGAGGGAUGGUCCACUAGGCUUAAUGAGGGGAAGAGAGAAGAACAAGAACUGCAAUCCCCAAGUAACUACCUGAUGAAGCAUGUGAUGCCAACAUUGACUCAAGCUCUCAUUGACUGCUGCAAGACAAGACCAGAUGAUCCCAUUGAUUAUCUUGCUGAAUAUUUAAUUCAACACAAUCCACAAAUUGAUUAGAGUCAUCUUGGAUCCUCAAAUUCUCCUAAUCCGACUACCAUCAUCAUUAGACAAGCAAAAUACUAAAACAAAAAAAG
This is a messenger RNA of Biomphalaria glabrata, 1105 nucleotides long. Its product is annotated as adenylate kinase 7-like. The coding region runs from base 158 to 622 and encodes 154 amino acids. The record is from RefSeq and is a predicted model, not a curated record. The transcript has a single exon. Lineage: Eukaryota; Metazoa; Mollusca; Gastropoda; Planorbidae.